Penicillium atrosanguineum is the source of this 1893-nucleotide messenger RNA. Its product is annotated as putative cell wall anchored protein. Lineage: Eukaryota; Fungi; Ascomycota; Eurotiomycetes; Eurotiales; Aspergillaceae. The record is from RefSeq and is a predicted model, not a curated record. Bases 1 to 1893 code for a protein of 630 amino acids. Gene Ontology annotation, molecular function: protein binding. The transcript is spliced from 5 exons. Gene Ontology annotation, cellular component: cell cortex of cell tip.
AUGGAAGAUGCAAUGCAGUUGAUCCUGAUUGCUGUAGCAGUCCUCGCUCUCGUCGAUGGAGUCAUUGGUACUUCCAACUCCACCGACUCCACCAAUUCAACGUCUCUCAUCGAUCCGAUCAACAGAUUCUGCCAGCGAGUAUAUCAUCAGUCCGUUUUGAAAAACGACGCACUUUAUAUCGAUGGCGGUUUGGAGGUCUUUGCAGAGAACAGUGGAGGAGCGCAGAAAUCGAACCCGAUCAUUGGGUACAAUGAGUACUUGAUCGCAAUCGCGAUGAAUGAGACCUGGGAUUGGAAAGUGAACCUUUCAGUGACAGCGCUCGAUAAAACGGCCGAUGUCAGCACGGGAACGUACCCCCCAAACAAUCUUCGUGGUGCCUUAUUCGCUGGUGCCGAGAACGACCCAAAUAUUUAUCUCUACGGAGGUACUGUGUCAUGGGCCAACCGUAGCGCGCCCGGUUUCCAAUGGCCAACCGCUCCAACAUAUUCCCUAUGGUCGUAUGGGUCCUCUACAGAGGCGUGGAAACAAUACGAUGUAUCCCUGGAGGUACCAGACAAACCGGCUGGAGGAGCCUGGACACAAGCACCAGAUAAAGGGCUUGCCUUUUACCUGAAUGGUUUCAUUGACAAUGGAACAAACAGCAAUUAUGCGCAUUUUUCGAAUUUUCGAAGAUAUCUUGAUGGUAUGAUUGUGCUCAAUACCACAUCGCAAAUCGCCACCAAUCUCUCCACAUCUUCGCUGGACAAUUACCCUCGGGCUAUGGGUGGCCUGGCCUACGUGCCAAAUGUCGGCUCCGAAGGCGUGCUGGUAUCAAUGGGUGGAGUAACGAAACCAUCAAGCAACAGCGAACUGUCGGAUUUGGGGACAUACGUAUCCUUUGACAGUGUCGACUUUCUCGAUGUCGCAUCAAUUGACAAUGGCGCUUCGAAUGGAACCUGGUAUACACAGGCUACGACAGGCUCCGUCCCCGCCGCACGAACCGACUUUUGUUUGGUGGUAGCCUCAGCACCGGACAACUCAAGCCACAGCAUAUACAUGUAUGGCGGCCGAGACAAGGAUCAAGUCUAUGAUCAGACCUAUGUGCUCACGAUCCCGUCAUUCACGUGGAUCAAACUGCUCGAAGGAAUCUCGCCUCGCUAUGGACACACCUGUCACCUCGUCGCCAAUUCGCAAAUGUUGACUGUGGGAGGGAUUCGAUAUGAUUCCAUAACAAAGGGAUGUGACUGGGAAACGAAAAGUGUGGCGAUACUUAACCUAAACAAUACCCAAUGGGGGCAAGUAUACGACCCAGAUGCAGGCGAAUAUACACUUCCCUCCCAGAUCUACAAUGUCAUUGGCGGCGGGCAACCUCGAAGAUCGACAGGUUCAGCCAGCAUGGCAAAACCGUCGGACGGGUUCAGUAACGAAGCAGUCGCAACCUUCUUCAAACAACCUAGUGCCGUCGCGAGAAAUACGACCAGCGCGACCAAUGUGACCAGUGAAUCAGGUAGCAAUCACCUCACUGGCGGCCAAAUCGCCGGCGUGGUUGUAGGAUCCUGCGUGGGUGUUGCUUUCAUCAUCGCGGGCCUGGUGUUACUUGUUAUUCACCGGAAGAGAAAGCAGAAAGGGUUAUCAUCAUCGACCGAGGGCCAAGAAGAGGAAACCGAUAUUCACGAAGCUCCGGAAGAGUUCGUGCCUCACAGGUUUGCCUGGGCACGAUUGCGCAACCCCAGGCGAAGGACGGAGUUGCCGGGGGCUAGCCAAGUUGAGUUAUCUGCCGAGUCUCCGACCGUGAGUCAUGAACUGGACUCCAGUGUCAGCAGCCCAGGUGCGAGCUUCGGGUCUCAUAUCACGAGUAUCAAUACUCAGCUUGCGGAGCUGCCUGGGACAAUGUCCGAAGAGAAAAAAGAGUAA